Drechmeria coniospora is the source of this 903-nucleotide messenger RNA. RefSeq lists its product as uncharacterized. The record is from RefSeq and is a predicted model, not a curated record. The coding region runs from base 1 to 903 and encodes 300 amino acids. Lineage: Eukaryota; Fungi; Ascomycota; Sordariomycetes; Hypocreales; Ophiocordycipitaceae. The transcript is spliced from 2 exons.
AUGUGCAGUUACUCCGUCUAUGCCGGCCCUGAACUAGAACAUGUUGUUCAGUUCCGACUCGAGUCCCUAGCACUCAAAGCCGACGUCAUGUCUCAAGUGAAAGAUAUAUUUGGACCUCUAGCGACGCAGACGACCUUUGAAGGCAGGCUGGGGCGAGGAGAAGGGGAGCGACUCCACGUCUACCUGAUGAGCCGGAUGCGUGGCGUGACACAUUUAGAUUUUGUCCUGGCCCAUGAUGUCCCAGAAAAUUCCCCGGAAAACUUCAACUGGCGCAAGAACCUCAUUGGCGACGUCGCGCAUUUUGUGGCCUUGUGUUGGAACUCUUCCCGGCACGUCAGCUCAGAAUACCGCAUUGGUCUGAGGCAAACUUACGUCAAGGACCUGCAAGCCCUAUCCUCGGCGCUUCCUUACCGAUUCAAACCUGUUAUCCAAACCUGCAUUGACUCUGUUGACAACAUCCUAUCCUUACCAAUGGUUCUCCUCCACAAGGAUUUUGGCGCUUGCAAUAUCAUAGUGGACCCGGCAACCUGCAAUCUCGUUGGUGUCAUCGACUGGGCGGAAGCAGAAGUCUGUCCGUUCGGGCUUAACUUGCACUCUCUUGAAUCCCUGAGCGGGAAACUUGAUCUGCGCGACGGCUGGACGCGAUUUGAGGACUACGACACCUUGCAGAAUGUCUUUUGGGAUCGAUUCAAGCAGAAAGUCGGAGGGCUCACUGAUGAUCAACUCCAAACGGUCCAGCUAGCAAGGGCGCUGGGUGUGUUGCUAUCUCAUGGCUUCACGAGCCGUCUUGCGAACGAACCAGACCCGGCACCGAUCGGAGACAACGAGUACGGACGGUACAAUACGAUGUCGUUGGAUGCUUUCCUUCUCCUUCCUCCGACAAAGCUUGAUGGCUCCCGAUAA